This is a messenger RNA of Paraglomus occultum, 228 nucleotides long. NCBI's taxonomy places the organism in Eukaryota, Fungi, Glomeromycota, Glomeromycetes, Paraglomerales, Paraglomeraceae. The record is from the annotation of a GenBank genome assembly.
AUGUCUCUAAAACAGUUCUUGACACAUAGAACUAUCAGCUUAGAGAGUACUAUGAAGACUGUGUGUGGAUUCUACUUGCUUGUACCAAGGAUGAUGAUGGCUCUCAGCUUGAUCAUGUUUGAUGGCAAGGUUGUCUGCCAGCAGGCAAGGGAAACCAUUGUGGAUGUGUUCAAUCAUCAGUGGAAGGAACUUAUCAGUGUGCUGGUGGGUUGUGCUGGUAUCAUUUGA